Ostreococcus lucimarinus CCE9901 is the source of this 1797-nucleotide messenger RNA. RefSeq lists its product with no specific name. The transcript has a single exon. Lineage: Eukaryota; Viridiplantae; Chlorophyta; Mamiellophyceae; Mamiellales; Bathycoccaceae. Gene Ontology annotation, molecular function: poly(A) RNA polymerase activity; RNA binding. The record is from RefSeq and is a predicted model, not a curated record. The coding region runs from base 1 to 1797 and encodes 598 amino acids. Gene Ontology annotation, cellular component: nucleus.
AUGAUCGGCGCGCAGACGCCCUCCGCACCGUCGGUCAUGACCCAGUCGGCGUCCGCGGAGGCGCUGAAUCGCGUGAUGUCGAACGAGAUGCCGACGGCGUUCGACGAAAAGUUGAGCAAGGCGCUCGAUGACAAACUGCGGGAAGAGGACGUGUACGAAGACGCGGACGAGUGCGUGCGACGCGAGGAGGUGCUGGGGGAGAUAAACGCGUUGUUGCAAGACUGGGUGCUGGCGGCGAGCGAGCGAAAGGGGAUCACAGAGGAUAUGCGGCCGUCGUGUAACUUGUACACGUUUGGGAGCUAUAGAUUGGGCGUGCACGGACCGGCUGCGGAUAUCGAUACGCUGUGCCUCGGGCCGAGACAUCUGAGCCGAGAGGAGGAUUUCUUUGGAUGGGAUGAGAAUGAUUACGAAGGGUCGUUUUAUGACGUGAUGCGGAAACACCCUGGAACGGAGAGCAUCGUGCCCGUGCGCGACGCCAUCGUGCCAGAAAUCAAACUCGUGUUUAGAGGUUUUGAAAUAGAUAUGGCGUACACGAGCUUACCGUCGUACACGCACGUGCCAGAGGACUUAGACGUGUGUCAGACGUCGGUGAUGAUGAAUUUGGACGACCCAGGGGUGAAAUCCCUGAAUGGUUGUCGCGUGGCGGAUCAGUUGUUGCGCGUCGUGCCAAACCACGACGCGUUUCGAGUGGCGCUUCGCACGUUGCGUCUGUGGGCGCAGCGGCGCGGGGUGUAUAGCAACGUCGUCGGGUUUUUCGGUGGCGUAAACCUGGCGAUUUUAGUAGCGCGCGUGUGUCAGUUGUACCCCAACGCCGCACCUUCCAUGCUCGUGUACAGCUUUUUCCAACUAUGGUCGGCGUGGCAAUGGACGACGCCGGUGAUGCUCGUACCCAUCGUCGACGAAGGCUUACCCGGGAUGCGAGUGUGGGACGAGCGUGUGAACAAGGCAGAGCGAUAUCAGUUGAUGAAAAUCUUAACUCCGGCGUAUCCGGCGCAAAACUCUACGUUCAACGUGAGCGUCAGCACGCUCGAGGUGCUCAAAGCCGAGUUCAAGCGCGGCAAGGAAGUGACCAAGAUGAUUCUUUUAAACACCGCGAAGUGGGAGCAGCUGUGGUGUUCGUUGAACUUUUUAGAAAAAUACAAGCAUUAUUUGAUGGUUACCAUCUCGGCCAAGAACGAAGAUGACUUUAAGAAGUGGGAAGGUUGGGUCGGCUCGCGAAUCAAGCUUUUAAUCCAAGGCAUCGAAAACGCCACGGGAGGGCAAAUGCUUGCGCAUCCCGGCACGUCGAGGUACAAAGAUCCGGAGAAGGACGAAAACUCGCACGUCACGCUGUUCUUGGGGUUAUUUCCUUCGAGCCUGAAGAAGAAGGAGGAGAAGGUUUCGCUCAACUUGAAUCCCGCGGUGGAGCAGUUCCAAAUGACUGUGACGUCGUGGAUGGAUCGCGCGACUGGGGAAUCGAACUGGGUACCCGGGAUGCAGGCGAACGUCAAAUAUUUGAAGCGCAAGGAUUUACCGAGCUUCGUGAAAGAAGAAAUCGACGGCUACGUCAAGGACAUCUACGCGCCGGAGAAGGAGAAGAAAGCGGCGAGCGCGGAGGACGAGGAAAAGAAAAUCUCCGAAGAGAAACCUUUGCCCCUGGGAGACGAUACGAAGGCGGCUCGCAAACGCAAAGAAAUGCAAGAAGACGAUUCAAUCACGCAAUUGGACUCGCUCAACGAUGAUUUACACGCGGGGACGGAGACCGCGGCGGCGAAGAAGGUCAAAGUGAGCUUCGCGCAAGUCGUCGCGAAGAAAUAG